This is a messenger RNA of Diceros bicornis minor, 675 nucleotides long. Its product is annotated as interferon-induced transmembrane protein 3-like. Gene Ontology annotation, biological process: response to interferon-beta; response to type II interferon; host-mediated suppression of symbiont invasion. The transcript is spliced from 2 exons. Bases 85 to 489 code for a protein of 134 amino acids. NCBI's taxonomy places the organism in Eukaryota, Metazoa, Chordata, Mammalia, Perissodactyla, Rhinocerotidae. Gene Ontology annotation, cellular component: plasma membrane. The record is from RefSeq and is a predicted model, not a curated record.
CUGAGAAACAGCAACUACUGGGGAAAGAGACGGCCCACUGAGCACCAUCCGGAAUCCCGACCACAGCUGCUCUGUCCCGGCGCCAUGAACCGCACUUUCCAGACUUUCAUCAGUGGCACCCGCACCGGUGUCCCCCCGACCUAUGAAAUGCUCAAGGAGGAGCAUGGGGUGUCCGUGCUGGGGGAGCCCCAGAGCUCAGCUCCCCUGACGACCACUGUGAUCAACAUCCCCACCGAGAUCUCUGUGCCCGACCACGUCGUCUGGUCCCUGUUCAACACCAUCUUCAUGAACUGGUGCUGCCUGGGCUUCGUGGCAUAUGCCUACUCCGUGAAGUCUAGGGACCGGAAGAUGGUGGGCGACAUGACUGGGGCCCAGAGCUAUGCGUCCACUGCCAAGUGCCUGAACAUCUGGGCCCUAGUCUUGGGCAUCAUUCUGAACAUUGGCUUCAUCGUGGGAGUUGUCUGCAUGAUAAUUUUCCUACAAGUUUAAAGUCCAUGCAGGAGGGCAGAGGCUACUUCUAGCUGCCCAUGGCCGUGGCCCCAUCCCCACCAUCCCUGCUGGCCUCGCAUCCUGGGGCUGUUGGCCCUGUCCCUUUACCCCCACCCCUUUCUACAGCAGUUUGCACAGACAGACCUGUCUACACCUGUACUCAAUAAAGCUCAACUUUAUGUGACA